AUGCCGACCCAUACGCCCUCCCCGCACCGCUUCCUAGCGCCAAAUCCGCCGUCCACGCAGAAGACCAAGAAACCACAAUCUGGCCUGCGCAAUGCCCUCGCUAUACAGACGCCGGCCUCUGCGAAGACCGCACACCCGAAGCCUGAAUUGCAGUUCAAGAAAUUGACUCCUGCAAAGCGCUUUGUCUUUGCGCCGCCUCGACAGACGCAAGAAGUCACCAAGGAGAGGCGCGAUGAGCCGCAAGAAGAUGCAUUCGCACACUCAACGCCCCUGCCAAAACUGCGGAGGAAGUUCGAAAGAGUGGAAAGCAUAGAAGAACCGUCUCAAUCGAGCCAGUCAGAACCGCAAGAUGAUCUGCACGGCGAAGAUGUCAUGCAGUCCAUCGAAGGCGGGGACACACAGCUCGGCCACUGGCAAGGGCAGGGAGGUGAUCAAGAAGAUGAGAUGCUCUUCGAGUCGGUCCAAACGAACAAACGUCGCCGCAUGUCCCCUGCUAGCUCUCCAUCGCUCCAACUACCACCUGAACCCUCCACACCAGCCCCCGUAUCCAAUGCGACUACGCACCGCUUCAAAGUCCCGCCGCCACGAACGCCUGCGCCCUUCCCUAGUAUCGCAGCGGUGACUUCCACACCUGCGAGUGCACCGCAACGUCCCCAUUUCAUACUCCCCGCGCUUCCCACCUCCCCACCGAAGCCUUCUCGACCGCUGCCUGAGAUAUUCUCUCCUUCACGAAAGACCGGCAAACACAUACCUAACGGUCUUGCUUCGACUGUCACGACAUGGAUGAUCGAGACGGCAAAUACAGGUUUCGCGGCACAAGAUAGGAGUGGUGCAGCCACGGGUCGUGACAGGGAAGACGGCGUGAAGCUGCGGAUACGCGUCUCGAGUCUGUCGAGAGGCGGGGGUCGAAGCCGUAGCGCAGAAGAAGUAGAGUGCUAUGCUGGGGGUGUAGUCUUUGCUCGCGGCGACACUGAUGCAGGUAGGUAUAAUGCUUCAAGAACAGAGAGUGUUGAUAGGGAACAUGCAGCGAAGAGGGUCUUGCUAGCCGGCCAAGGUGGUGCUAGAGGCUUGGGAGGUGUCCUCGUCAAGACUGGUAGUACAAUAGGCAUCCGGGCACCUAUGUGGGACGUUGACGUUGGCGAGGAGAGAUGGACUGUUGCUGUGGACUGGGUGCUACUGUGA
Messenger RNA from Alternaria ventricosa, 1182 nucleotides. RefSeq lists its product as uncharacterized. The record is from RefSeq and is a predicted model, not a curated record. The transcript has a single exon. NCBI's taxonomy places the organism in Eukaryota, Fungi, Ascomycota, Dothideomycetes, Pleosporales, Pleosporaceae. Bases 1 to 1182 code for a protein of 393 amino acids.